Drosophila takahashii is the source of this 5388-nucleotide messenger RNA. RefSeq names its product atos homolog atossa (gene atos). NCBI's taxonomy places the organism in Eukaryota, Metazoa, Arthropoda, Insecta, Diptera, Drosophilidae. The record is from RefSeq and is a predicted model, not a curated record.
AUCGGAACCGGAAACAGCUUCAGAUCCAACGGACAGGCAACCAACCGACCGACCAUGAUACCCACCAGCGUCACCAACUCGCCGCCGCCAGCGGGAUUGGGCCAGAAUGGAGCAUCUGCCUCCUUGGGCUCGGCAACGGCGGCGGGCGGAGGAGGGAUGCUGUCCGGUUUGGGGAUCUCUGGAGGAGGAAUGUCCACAGGAGCAGGAGGAGUGGGAGUGGGGGCUCAGAACAACUAUAGCUCCGUUGUGCUGGGCCUGGCCUCGCUAAUCCUCGAGGGCAGACCAAUUGCAGACGAUGAGUAUCAGCAGCAGCAGCAGCAACAGCAACAGGUGGGAUCCGGAGCAGCAGCGGCGGGACGCCUCUCGCCACGCCCCUCCACUUCUCGGGCAGCCAUCAACAUCACAACGAAUCCCUAUGGUUCCAUGGGAGGAUCGGAGAAUAGAGCUGCUGGCAAUGGAAGUGGAUCGACCGGGUCGCCCAGCAGUAGUUCCCUAACCCACCAGCGCUGGACGCAGAAGCUCUGCCAGCUGCGUCAGAUUUCCCCGGCUGCCCAGACGAUGAGCGCCGAACCGGAGUUGGUUUCCCUGGCCAUCAAUGAUCUCAACAAGGAUCACGGCGGCGACUACGAGAUUGUACGACGGGUCAUGCUCAAUCGUGCUGGAGGAAUGGGUGGUCUGGUUAGCAGUUCCGGUGGCUUGGGUGGUGGUGGAACCAACAACUCCAGUGCCGCCAGUUCACCGGGCUCCAAUUCGUCGGAUAACAUCCUCCACUCGCUGCAAUCGCUGGCCACCACAUGUCUAAGAGGUGGACCUGCACUGGCACCGCCACCUGUUGAGCCAAGACCCCUGAAUCUGGCCUUUCUAUGGUCAGGAUCGGGUGGUGGUGGCUCUGGUGGCCGAGGAUUGGGAUUAGGAGCAGCAGCAGCAGCUGCAGCAGCGAGCAUUAGCAACACACCAACAACAACGGCAACUGCCACUGCCAGCAGCGGAGCAAGUAGCUCCGCAUCGCGGCCCAAACACGGGCCGCACUGUGAUCAGUUCCUCAGGAAGAUGGGUCUGGCCAAGGGCGAGAUGCCGUCGGAGGCUGAGGAGCACAUCUGUGAUAUGUCCUACGUGAAUAUGACCUGCAAUCGUUGGCGGGCGUACUGCAUGAAAAUGGAGGCCAUCCUGGCUAGACGCGAACCCGUUUGCAUCGAGGUUUACCUGGGUCCCGUGAGCCAUAAGCUCUUGCUGGAGCAGUGGAUCAUCAGCGGCAAGGAGAAAGUUCCUCCACCCACUAUGACGUUGCCGUCGCUUUGCAGCGCCAUCAGGAGUCAGCUGUACUUCUCGCAGAUCGUGGCCUGGUGUGAUCUCCUCCGCAAAUGCGAUCCUUCGGUGUACGAUAGUGGCCGCGUAAUCUUCUCCGGCUGCGGCAACAAUGCAGGAGAUUUGGCCACCUCCUAUACACCGAACUGUGGUGGUGGCCAAAAGAGACCUCGUCUCAACAUCUUCUACAGGAUCAAGCAGCAUACGACCAGCAGCGGGAAUAGUGGCCUCCACCAGGAGGAUGGCUUCAGUGCCAAGGCCAAUGUGCACAAUUUUCCCAACGUCAAUGUUUCGGAGAGCUACAGCAUCUCGGUGAGCGUGCGCAGUUUGCCCAGGAUAAAUGGUGGCCUGCCGCAUGUGGAGCCACUGCCGCCUAGUCCAGCUCCGCGUGGCCGCAGAUCCUGCGGAGGAGUCGGAGGAGACCCGGCCAGUACGCCAACUGGAGGCGGUGGUCUGCAUGCCGCCACGCCGACUGGUUUGGGAGCCAGGAUAAGUGCGCUCACCCCAACGACAAUGGCCAGCGGCUCCAACUGUGAUAAUGGAAAGCCAGGAAUGGACGAACUCGAUGGGGAUUCGAGUUUGAGCCACCGGGAGAGGCAGCUGCAGAAGUAUCGCAAGCGAAUGCAGCGAAGGGACAAGAAAAGGGAGAGAAAAUCGACACCGGAACGGGAAAGUAAUCCCCAGCAAACCGAGGAGCCCAUGGAGGAGGGCGAGGACUCGCAGACGCAGUCGCAGUCCCACUCGCCAUCAGAUAGCCAAUCCCUGUCCUUGACGCUGCAGCAACCAAGGCGCAUAGCCAUGAUCUCGACGGGCACGCAGACUUCGCUGAGCAGCUGCCAGCAAUGCGGCAGUGAGAAGACUCUACUCUGUCUCAGCUGCACGGGAAAAGGAGGAGGGAGGGCAGAAAAUGGAGCUGGAGAGGUGGAGGAAGGGGAUGACAGCGAUACAACAGCCUCCGAAAUGGAGGAGACCUCCCAUUGCAGCCUCAGUAGCGGCGAUCUCAUCGUGGGCACACCGCGCAACAAGGCGGAGCUUCUACUCCAGGCCAUCCAGCGCACGCCAAAGAACCGCAAUCGAAAGCCUCAUCUAGGGGGCUCAGAUCUCAAUGGAGGGCAGAACAACAAUCUGGUGAAGGUGACGCCCGCCAGCAGUGGCUGUCAGGUGUGCAAGCGCCAGAAGACGCAGCACAACUUUGCCAAUGGAAAGGCAGCCACCAAUGGAGAGCACAAGAGCAAUGGUUUUGCAAGAGAGGCGGAGAAGCAGAUUUCCUCCACCGAGCUGACUCCGAAUAUUGAACGCUGCUCCCUGAAUCCCGCAGAGCGCUGCAAGACGCCGCCGCCCGGCGUGGCCGAGCACAUUGUGGUGCAGUUCAAGACGCCGCUGAGCCAAGUGCCGGCAAAGCUUCAACCGGAUGCAAUGGUGCCGCUGCAGCAGCAACAGCAGGGCAGCAAGUGCUCACCGAAACCGAGUCAGCUUCGAUUGAAUUGUGGUUCCGGUUUGCUGGAGAGCGAGACGCCGCCACCCAUUGUUUCGCCGCAAAUGCGCAAGGCCCUGCCUAAAGUGAACCUGACCACGAUCUUCUGCAGCUCGGCCCCCAUUGCCAUUGGCUGUCCCGCCUUCAGCUUCGAUCCCGCUGCUUUGAGUCACGCCCAUUCGCAGUUGCUGGCUCCGGAUGCCAGCGCCACGCCGCCCGUGCAGAAAUCCUUCUCUGCUCCCACUUUGCCACAUGCAGCUUCUCUGUCCGUUUCGCCCAGAUUCGCCAAACAGGCUCUGGCCGCCCACAAGCGGCGUUCGCGUCAUUUGAGCGAUCGCAGCGAUCGUAGUUCUUUGGGAUCCGAUGAGCAGCUGUCGGAUGAGGAUCUGGAGUCGGGUCUUUGUAGUCCAGCGGGUGGAUCGCCGUUGAAGUGUCGCGCCAGGUUGGCGGCUCAUUUCGCAGGACGUCCUCUGCUGGGAAAUCUGGAGGAAUCACUGUUGCAAAGGAGGCUCAUGCCCAAGAUCGAGGUGAUGGGCUUCAAGCUGCAAUUGGGAGCCUCUGGAGGCUUUUGUCCCACCCAGCUGACCAUCCCGGCUGUUUCCUACUUCUACGAACUGCAUGGCGAGACGCUAAGCACGCCGUAUUUGUGCGAAAUUCGUCUGCCGCGCAAGGGCUACUCGGUUCCGAGGACGGGCACGGUGCAGGCCACACUGCUGAAUCCGGCGGGCACGGUGGUGCGGAUGUUUGUGAUACCCUACGAUAUGCGGGACAUGCCACCGCUGCACCGCACCUUCAUCCGGCAGCGCAUUCUGGCCGAGGAGCUCAACCAGGAGCAGGAUGCUGGACCAAAGAUGCCACGGAGCCCAACAGUCACUAGUACGACCAGCAAACUGGGGCACUUUAUCAGCGCCGAGCAAAUGAAGCGACUGCGCUACUCCAUUCAUCUGAGGUUCCAGACAUCUCGCUCGGGACGAUUGUGCCUGCAUACGGACAUCCGACUGCUGAUCUCACGCCGCACCGAUUGCGAUACGGCGGCUGCCCACGCAAAGGGCGUUUUGGAGGCACCCAACGAGCUGGUCACGGACACCAUGAUGCCCGCCGAGCCGCGCUACAGUGCGCGACAGGAGAGCGCCGGCCGGAUUUAGUAGCUACUGCGAGCCCUGGGCGGCACCUUUGAGCUGCUGCGCCGCCUGUGCAAGCAGCUCCAGGAAAAGUGGCAGCGGCGGGAGACGAGGGAUCUCUGGCAGUGGCCCAGAUACCAGUUGUAGGCGACGGAGCAAGAGGAGACGAGGACGAGAACGGAGGGCAGGAGGCGAAACAAACUCCUGUGUGUGUGUUUGUGUGACAACCAACCAACUGCUUUACUAGUUAUCGUUUAAUUUAUCCCUAAGUUUAGUUUCUUUAAAAUUUAUUCUUUGGUAUUCCACCUCGCAGGAGGUUCUAUUUGUUUAGUUUGAAUUUGAAUUACUGGAAAAUGUGUGUGAAAACAUUGCGAAAGUAAAAAAUGUUGAAUAUGAAAGCAAACGAAUCGGUCAGCCAGGCAUAACUAUCUGUAUCCGUAACCGUAACUGCAAUUGUAUCUCUAUCUGUAUCUGUAUCUUUGGGGGUCCACACUAGGAAGAAGAAGAAGAAGAGCGAGCGGAGCAAUUAGCAAUACUAAAAACAAAACUAUGCAAGGGAGAAAACUACGUAUAUAGGACACGCAUACGCGUAUGCAGAUAUCACAUACAAUAUAUAUAUUGAAAUAUAUAUUUAUGUACCAUAUGUAUAAUCGUCGUGUAGCGUCAGCAAUUUAAAAGGCAAUUUGUGGAGGAAUUAGCGAUUUGCAGUGGGUUUUUGGGCGGAGGAGCAAGGUUGAAGUGCGCUCAUAUCGAUCGUUGUUGUUAGUGUGUAGUGUGUUUUUAACCACAUAAAUUAUAACAAGGAAACAAAGCCUUUCGUUGAGUGCAAGUUUGAAAUGAAUUUACCUUCUGGUUUCGAUUUUAAUUUGGUAUUUCCGUUUCUAAGAGUGUCUAUUAAGCGUGCCUGUGAUACGAUAUGAGCUGCAAGUGGGGGGUAUUUCUAAUAGAGUUUUUAGUUAAAUACAAUUGUCGUUGCCCUUUUUUUCUGUUGACAAACCACAGAUAAGUUUUUCUGUUUUGUUUUCCAUAUGCAAUAGGUGCUUGGAGUUUAUUUGCACGCCAUGCAAUCGAGGGGUUAUAGAAAUGGGCCCCUCGGCAACUUCAAGCACAUGAGUACUUCUAUAAUACGACUACUAUACGGAUCUAGAUGUGUUGAAUUCUAACCAAAUUCUUAUUUUUCAAUUGAUACCUGACUAUAACUAUUGUAUAACAACGUACUACACAGCUAUUAACAAAUUUUCAAUCUAGGUGGUAUGAAAACAAGUAAAACAUUAAAUUUAGAAAUGAAAAAAAUGAGGAAAACUCGAAAAAAAAUACCAAGCGAAACAAUAAAGCAAAGUCGAUGGGCAUAUUAAACCCAUCGAUCGGGAAUCAUACAAUUUACUUUGUUCAAUUUGUUUUAAGUAGAGAGCUUAAUGUGCGCUGUCAAUAGCAAUUAUAUGUGUAACAAUAACACCAAUAUACAAUACAAUGAUUCAAUAAAGGGAA